Molecule: messenger RNA, 3525 nt
Organism: Bathycoccus prasinos
Lineage: Eukaryota; Viridiplantae; Chlorophyta; Mamiellophyceae; Mamiellales; Bathycoccaceae
Exons: 1
Coding region: 1-3525 (1174 amino acids)
Biological process (GO): COPII vesicle coat assembly; autophagy; Golgi organization
Cellular component (GO): endoplasmic reticulum exit site; ER to Golgi transport vesicle membrane
Source: RefSeq, a predicted model, not a curated record
AUGGAGAAUACUAAUAAGAACAACGACAACGACGACGACGAUUGGCUGAACGAUUUCGACGAGGCGAAGGAGAAAGAGAAGGAAGAGAAGAAGGCGCAAAACAGUUUCAACGACUUUUACCAACGAAGAAAUUUUAACCGAGAAGAAUACGAGCGAAAACGAGAAGAAGUGAAAGAAGAAGAAGACGCUUUUGUGAUGCGGCGUGAUCAUCAUCGAGAGUAUUAUCAUCAUCAUCAUCACGAGAGUAAUAAUAAUAAUAAUAAUCAAAACAACGACUCGUCGACGUUUGACGCGAACGCGCCUUCGCCAAUCGUGAAGACGACGAGGACGCCACGGAACGAAAACUACGGGUAUAGUAAUACCAAUAAUUAUUACGACAACAACAACAACAACAACAACAACGAUAAAGAAAGACCUUUUUCGGCGGCGUCUAAACCGUCGGAUGAUACCGUGGACGAAUGGUUGAACGAAGAAACGCCGCCGCCGCCGGUGAAGGUACAGGACAACUAUGCCGCCUAUUAUCAAAAACAAGGAGGACGAGGACUAGACGCGCGAGGACAUCAGGAACAGCAUAAUUAUCAACGAGAAGAAUACCAUUCGCAAACGACAUCGGCAUCAGCGGUAGUUCAAAGCGACAAUACAAAUUUCAAUGGAUUAUUCGCGGGAAACGACGACGAUGUGGCGUUUUUUGACACGUUAGGUGGUGCAGAGGAAACGAUGGCGGCGCCAUCACCGCCGCUCGUUUAUGCGGAGCGCGUGGAAAGUAAAGGCGUUGAUAGCAUUUCGGCUACGAAUGCACCGGCAGUAGAUGAUGACUUUUUGAACGAUUUUGCGGAUGUCUCAAAUCCCCCCAUACAGUUGUACCAGCAGCCGACGGCGGCAGCUACGAUUCCUCCUCCACCGGUGACACAGCCCGCGGUUCGAGCGUACGAGCCACCUUCGGAGUUUGGGGGUCCGCCGCCAAAAAUGUUCACACCUCCUCCUCCGCCACCAUCCAUAUCGAGUCUACCGGUUGUCCAGCAACAGAAUAGUCAUGCCGUGGCGUACGAGCCUCCGAGCGAUUUUGGAGUUCCUCCUCUCGUCCCAGCUCAAGCGCAGAAUAGUCAUGCCGUGGCAUACGAACCUCCGAGCGAUUUUGGAGUACCUCCUCUCGUUCCAGCUCAAGCGGCUGUGGCGUACGAACCUCCGAGCGAUUUUGGGGUACCUCCUCUCGUUCCAGCUCGAGCGGCUGUGGCGUACGAACCUCCGAGCGAUUUUGGAGUACCUCCUCUCGUCCCAGCUCAAGCGGCUGUGGCGUACGAACCUCCGAGCGAUUUUGGAGUGCCACCACCAAUCAUGCCAUCUCCACAAAAUCAGCCGCAACAAUUUCAGCAGCACAACAUCAGUAGUCACGUUAGCAACAGCUCAAUUCAAGCACACGCGCAACCUGGAACCGUUCGAUCUCCGGAUGGAAAACCUCCUCAUCGCUGCAUCGCUUUUGGUUUUGGUGGUACGCUCGCAACGGUGUCUCAAGCGCACAAAAAUUUGUUUUCGUUGUGCACACAUUCUCUUCAUGACAUGUUUAGAUCUAGCGACGACUUUGGUGCUCGCGAAUUUGUCGAGGUUGCGAGCGAUGAGACGUUCUUUUUGAGCAACUCUGAGAAUUUAAUGACCGAUGAGAGUUUGUGCUCCAAGUGUGAACGUUUGGCAAAUAAUUCAUCGCAAACGAUAGGAGAGAGCGAGAUGUGGAGAAUUUUGUCUCUCUUUCUUUCGAGAAAGAAAACGUUCGACUCGUUGCGAAGUUUUGGUGAAGCUGCGUUUAAAGCUGAAGUGGCGAGUGUUCUCCACGUUCAAAAUCGCGCCGACGGUUCUCCUUCGUCGUUGACAAGUGCGUCUGUUUCCGAGCGAGAUGCGUCGCCUGCAAUACUGAUGGAGAUUGAACGGCAGAUAUCAAUAGGAAACACUAUCGCUGCUCUAGAUAUUGCACACACGCAUAAGUUGUGGAACGUGGCUGUAAAAGUUGCCAGACUGACUCGCGAUGAGACGAUUAUAUCAGAUACUUGUGUGAGAGCUAUUCAGGAAACUAUGCAAGUUGGGACACCUUUGCGAGUGCUUGAAUUACUUUCAAUCGGACGAGCAGACGUUGCCGUCAAGGAUCUAAUAACGAGAAACAAUGAGAACAUUGCACUUUCUGACAGAUGGAGAGAGGUGAUUGCCAUGGUUUCCUUAAACUCGAACGAACGAGAUAAAACGAUAACGAAUGGAUUAAUUACUCUUGGCGAUGCUUGCCGAGAGAGCAAUUAUUUGGGCAUCGCUCAUUUAUGUUAUCUUCUUUCUGGUGACGUUUGGCCGAACGAUGCAGCGCGCAUGCGCUUAAUCGGGAGUAACGAUAAUCCUUGUCGAGACCCUCGCUCGUAUCACCGCUCCUUAAUUGCGGAAAGAAUCAUGCUCUCCUUUGCCGAAGGCAAAGGUAGCGAAGCUUUAAAAGCUUCGUUGUCGGUGCUUGCACCUCAUCAAAGGAUGAAAGUUUCCUACUGCGUGCUUUUAGCCGAUUUUGGUCACUUUCACGUCGCUCUUGCGACGCUUAAGAACGUUCAGAAAUAUCUUAAGCUCGUACGAGACGACUCUCGCAGUGAUUCGGGGGUAAGCGUCGAUGUCAUCUUAGUGGAAGCAGUAGAUUUAGAAAAACGAAUCAGAGAAAAGCUCGGUCAGGGCGCCAUUAAAGGAAAAAUUGCGAAUGUCGGUAAAAAGAUAGCGGGAGGACUUUCAAGAUUCGUUGGAGGAACAGUAGAUGCGCUGUUUGGAGGUGACGAUGUUGAUGUGAUCGGUAGUCGUGGCCUCGAUGAUACUCCGCCGCCGCAGCAAUUUCAUCAAAGAUCGAGCAGUCAAGACACCGCGUUCCAGCAUCAAAGAUACGGUUCGAGUUCGAGUUUGGAAAGCGUUUCGAAUCAACCUCAACAGAAUCCAUACCAUCAACAACAGUCAACAGCAUACGAGAGUGCGAAUCAUUCGAGGUCUCACUCGCUGGCAAGCCUCGACGAACACGGAAACAAUAGUCAUAAUAAUACGGGAGAGAAAAAUUAUCCCCCCUUGUCGCAAACGACUUACUCUGGCCAACAACAACAACAACAACAACAACCGGGAGUUCCUUUUAAGCUGGUCAAAUCAUUUUCCAAAUUAUUCUCUGCGGCAGUUCCCGCACCGGACAAGCCUUAUGAAGGUCCGAAAGUGGCGCCACAAGAAACCGCAGGUUUGCCAGAGAACACUUUCUAUUACGAUGAAAAUUUGAAACAAUGGGUUGAUAAAAGUAGCUCGGGAGCGCAAUCAACUGCUGCAGAGGCACCAGCCCCGCUCGCUCCACCGCCGACCAUGACUUCCGGUGUUGAAUAUCACAGAAGCGGCGGGGGCGGCGGUGGUAUUCCAAACUCAUUAGGCGCUAACGUGGGAGCUCGUUACGUUUCAACCUUUAAUAACACAGGACAACCGAAUUUUCAACAAAACGAAGGAGCAAAUUUUAACGAAUUUAAAGAAAUGCGUCUCGAAUAA